Coprinopsis cinerea okayama7#130 is the source of this 2448-nucleotide messenger RNA. RefSeq lists its product as hypothetical. The record is from RefSeq and is a predicted model, not a curated record. Lineage: Eukaryota; Fungi; Basidiomycota; Agaricomycetes; Agaricales; Psathyrellaceae. The transcript has 8 exons. Gene Ontology annotation, molecular function: protein binding. Gene Ontology annotation, cellular component: nucleus; cytoplasm. The coding region runs from base 1 to 2448 and encodes 815 amino acids.
AUGGGAGCAGAGCGACGUGGCCAACGCGAGGCUGGUCCAAUCACACACGAUGUCGACAGUGAAAUGCCUUCGCCCUUUGCACCGGGCAGUGCCCAGCCCAAAGUCGUCAACAUAAACGGUGGGACGUUCAACAUCUACGACGGCAUUCAGGAGGUCAAAGGACACGACGUCGGAGUCAACAGCCGAGCUUUUGGCAGCGUGCAAGGGAUCCAUAGCAGUCCGGAUGGACUCCUACUCGAUCGCCUGGCGUCGAACAUCAACUUUCGCGCGAUCCAACAGGAAGUGAGGAAGAAAUGGACCCCAGGGACAGGCAAAUGGUUCCUCAAAAGUCGGCUAUACAAGGAAUGGAAGGCAAGCGGUGGUGGUGUUCUUUGGGGGAUGGGAAUCCCCGGUGCUGGAAAGACGGUUCUUGCCUCGAAUGUGGCCAACGACCUUCUCCAAUUAGAAGCAGAGUCCAACGGCAGGGUCGCAGUCAUCGUCGUCUAUUGUCGCUACACCGAGCCUCUAUCCGUCAAAGAGAUUCUCGAAGCCAUUCUGAGACAGUACCUCGAAUGCCACCCACACCUCGUCGACCUCAUCGCACCACUCUAUGCACAACACGACCGAAAACGGACCUCACCCUCGGAAGAAGAGCUCGUCGAAUUACUGUGGGUGAUCGAGUCACAGUUCGGCAAGUGCUACUACAUCAUCGACGGUGUCGACGAGGCCAAGGUCAACACCCAAUUCGAGCUCAUCGACGCUAUCAACAAGCUCCGGGGAAACUUCUUCCUGAGCUCGAGGCCAUUGGAUCACUUAGGCUCCGACUUGUUAUACUCCGUUUUCUUCACCAUCGACGCCCAGCGAGAGGACAUCCUCCUACUCAUUACCGAGAAGCUCAAUCGUAACAAGGCUCUCCUUCGCCUCGUAGAGCAGCGCGGGUAUCGGAAGAUGAUUGAUCAGCAAAUUAUCGACAAGGCUGCUGGGAUGUUCCUUCAUGCUGCUCUUCAGGCCGAACUCAUUACGAGCUCUCUCACCAUUGAGUCUCUUAUGGAAGGACUCCGGGCCUUCCCGGCGGAUAUCACAAACAUGUACGAGGCUGCCGUCGAACGCAUACGAGGACAAACCCCGGCGCUAGCCUUACUUGGGAAGCACAUCCUCCUUUGGCUCGCCUUCGCGCGAGAGGCCUUUUCCGUUCCCACUCUCCGACAUGCAGUGUCCGCUUCUGGUGGCGAGGCUCUUCGUGAGCACAGCGCAUCAACCAUCGAAAGCUUCCAGAUAGCACUGUUGUCUGCUUGCUGCGGUUUGGUAACCAUUGAGACCAAAACCAAUCAGGUUCGCCUUGUCCACUUUACCGCCAAAGACGCAUUAGCAUCCAUCCUAACGCGGGACUUCCCCGAUCCUCAUUUUACCCUCUUCCAAGUGGCCACGGAUCAGCUUACCGCCUUCGACAUCCCAAACUCCCAACUGAGAACCCAAAGGGACCUGGACGACACGCUGUCACGCGCUCCGCUCCUACGAUACGCUUACGAACACUUCCCAGACCACGCACGCAAAUGUAUGGACAACCCGAAAGUCUUCGACGCAGUCUUCCGUUUCCUGCAACUUUGCACCGCUUUCCCCUGCAACCUCAACUCCCGCCCACAGAGCUGGGACGAGCUGGAUUUGCUCUCCCCCGUGCACGUCAUUGCGCGAUUUGGAAUUCCAGUUCCCAAGGAGACCCUCACAGCUGCGAUCGAUGACCUCAACAGCACGACUACAGGGGCGACGGGCGCAACCCCGUUAAUCCUCGCAGCUGCUUACAGCCACCUGGAGGUGAUGAACCUGCUACUCACCGUCAAGCGCUGGGAUCGAGCAAAGGCCGUACUUUAUCGCAAGACAUCGGUGACUCGGAAUCGCAACCUCUUCUCUCCCGUCAACGUCAACGCCUGCGACGCGGGUGGCAAGACCGCACUGAUGUACGCGUCCAGGAGAGGGCUUCAGGUGAUAGUCCGGCGAUUGCUGCAGGUGCACGGAAUCAAGGUAAACCUUGCGGACGCCGUCGAGGGAUGGACGGCGUUGAUGCAUGCGUGCUUUAGGGGGCACGAAGAUAUCGUGCAGCUUCUUCUGCAGGUCCGGGGCAUUGAUGUCAACCACAGCGACAACGAUGGUCAGACAGCGCUGAUGCACGCAUCCAGAGGAGGCUACGAGGCUGUGGUACUAUCUCUUCUUUUGUCCAAGGGGAUACAGGUCAACCGUAGGGAUGCAGAUGGACAGACAGCCUUGAUGAUCGCGGCUGGCCCACAAUCGUGGCGCAACUCCAGGAGUGUUGUCGAAUUGCUCCUCCAGGUGGAGGGGCUUCAACUUGACCUUGUAGACGAUGGGGGGAAGACGGCAAUGGAUCACGCUCUGGCUGCGAACCGGCCAGAAGUGGUCAGUCUCUUGAAAACGGCAGAGGAGAGGACUGGAAAAAAACGCUAUAGCAUACAGUAG